AUGGCAGCUGGAACAUGGCUUUACCAACUCAUCAAAUUAGCCCUUAAAGAAACUCCGCACGUCUUUCAUUUCCCAGCGAAAAUGGAAGUGCCCAAAACCCUAACCCUAGCCAACUACAUACUUAUAUAUCUCCUUGUCUUUUCCGGCGAUCCAACCGUCGGAGACUACCAAUCAGAGGAGAGAGACGCCCUCUAUGCUCUCAAAUACGCAUUCAAUGACCCUUUCCUCAAUAAAAACUGGAAUCAUCUUCAAUGCUUCAAGAACAAUCCAAACACUACGUGGUAUGGUAUCACAUGCGUGGAUGGCCGCGUCACCGGAAUUUCCUUGGACAGUCUGGGUCUGGCUGGUCAGGUCCCCGUCAACGUGCUGUUUAACCUCACGGAGCUCAUUCACCUCAGCUUCAGAAACAAUUCGAUCUCCGGCGACCUCAUGAACUUCUCGGCCAACUGGAAACUGACGAACGUUGACCUAUCGGACAACAAGUUCAGUGGACCCAUAUCGCCUUCGCUAACGGGUCUUGGAUCAUUGGUGUCGUUGAAGCUCCAGGAUAACUUUUUGAUCGGAAAGAUACCGUGGUUUGGCCAACCGAGCUUGAGAGAGUUCAAUGUCUCUAAUAACAAUCUUUCAGGUGAGAUCCCAGCGACACCUACUCUACAAUCCUUUCAAGAAUCAUCAUACUCAAAUAAUCCGGGCCUGUGCGGUCCGCCUUCUCCGGCAGUCUGCAAGAUCGACACUGUAAGUGGAGGACCGAGUGAUAAACCGCCUCACAAGAACAAAUCCAAUCUAACAGGGGCUUCUUUGAUUUCCAUUUUCGUAGUGUUGGAUAUAAUUGCACUGGUCCUUGUGAUUAUUCUCUUCUCUAUUUACUACAAGAAAGCAAAAUCGAAAAAGAGAGAGAGGGAGGUAAAGUCGAAACUAGAGAAGGAGGCGAAGCGUGAUAGAGGAAGCGGUGGAACGAGAGUAACCGUAAUAGAAGAGAGAGGGACGCUUUCAUUCAUUGGUCAGGCGGGAGGUUUCGAACUCAAUGAUCUAUUGAAAGCCUCGGCAGAGGAGUUGGGGAAGGGGAGCUUCGGGUCUUCUUAUAAGGCAAUGAUUGAUGGUAUGGCGCCUGUCGUUGUUAAGCGGAUGAGGGAUCUAAGCUCCUUCACGAGGGAGCGGUUCGCGAAGCAUGUUAAGGUUGUUGCUGAUCUGAAGCACCCCAAUUUGCUUCCUUUGCUUGCUUAUUACCAUUCCAAAGAUGAGAAGCUGUUGAUUUAUAGAUUCGCGCCUAACGGGAACCUGUUCAAUCGCAUACAUGGAGGCAAAGGGAAGGACCGAAUUCCAUUCAAAUGGAACUCACGGCUAUUAGUAGCCCAAGGCGUAGCUCGAGCCAUGGCAUAUCUGCAUCUCAAAGCCACUAAACAGGACGCCAUUCCCCAUGGAAAUUUGAAGUCUUCGAAUGUUCUUCUUGAUGAGAAUGAGCUACCGCUAGUGUCCGAUUACGGACUUGUUCCAUUGAUCGCCGGUCCUGCCGCAGUUGAACGGAUGGUGUCAUACAAAUCGCCUGAGCAUCAACAAGGAAGAAAAGCUUCAAUCAAAUCCGAUGUAUGGAGCUAUGGUUGCCUUCUCCUUGAGCUUAUAACGGGUAGAGUACCUAGUCAUUCUGCCCCACCAGGCGUACAUGGUGUGGAUCUAUACAAUUGGGCUAAUAGAGCUGUUAGAGAAGAAUGGACAGUUGAGAUUUUCGAUAUAGAGAUAUCUGUCCAGAGAGGUGCCUCAGAAGGGGCGCUUAAGUUGCUACAGAUCGCUCUGAAUUGCUGCAACGAGUCAAUGGAAAACCGCCCAAACAUGGAGGAAGUGGCGAGGGAUGUAGACAACAUAAGGUUAUCCAACUCCGAUGAAAACAGUGACUCGUUGUCAUUGACGGACGAUUCAACUAGUGGGUCAUUUAUAGUUGGUGAUGAGAGAUAUUCCAGGUCUUGA
This is a messenger RNA of Magnolia sinica, 1962 nucleotides long. Its product is annotated as probable inactive receptor kinase At2g26730. NCBI's taxonomy places the organism in Eukaryota, Viridiplantae, Streptophyta, Magnoliopsida, Magnoliales, Magnoliaceae. The transcript has 2 exons. The coding region runs from base 1 to 1962 and encodes 653 amino acids. Gene Ontology annotation, biological process: protein phosphorylation. Gene Ontology annotation, molecular function: protein binding; ATP binding; protein kinase activity. The record is from RefSeq and is a predicted model, not a curated record.